This is a messenger RNA of Ostrinia nubilalis (European corn borer), 1158 nucleotides long. Its product is annotated as dystrophin-like. Gene Ontology annotation, molecular function: actin filament binding. The transcript is spliced from 7 exons. The record is from RefSeq and is a predicted model, not a curated record. NCBI's taxonomy places the organism in Eukaryota, Metazoa, Arthropoda, Insecta, Lepidoptera, Crambidae. Gene Ontology annotation, cellular component: Z disc; cell junction; cell projection. The coding region runs from base 1 to 1158 and encodes 385 amino acids. Gene Ontology annotation, biological process: actin cytoskeleton organization; muscle cell development.
AUGGGGACAGUAGUAGAUCCAUAUCAGUCGGAGAUCGAGACGCACCGGGAUGUGUACGCGUCGCUCACGGGCACGGGCCGGCGGCUGCUGGGCUCGCUGUCCUCGCAGGAGGACGCCGUCAUGCUGCAGCGCCGCCUGGACGAGAUGAACCAGCGCUGGCACCACCUCAAGGCCAAGAGCAUGGCCAUCAGAAACCGGCUAGAAAGCAACGCUGAGCACUGGUCAGCUUUACUGCUGUCGCUCCGGGAGCUGACGGAGUGGGUCAUCAGGAAGGAGACCGAGCUCAAUGCGCUGGCACCUCCUCGAGGAGACCUGCCCGCGCUGCUUAAACAGCAGGAUGACCACAGAGCGUUCAGGAGACAGCUGGAAGACAAGCGGCCAGUUGUCGAGAGCAACCUCCUCAGUGGAAGACAAUACAUUGCCAACGAACCCCCCCUCUCGGAUACUAGUGAUACGGAACAAAACCGCGAGAAUGAAGGUGACUCUCGCGGCUACCGGUCGGCGGAGGAGCAGGCGAGGGAACUGGCCCGCUCCAUCAGGAGGGAAGUGGCUAAACUGGCUGACAAGUGGAACACUCUGGUGGACCGGAGCGACGCCUGGGGACGGUGCCUCGACGACGCUGUACAGCGCGUCCGCACGUUCACAACCUCCCUCGACGAGCUCGCCUCCCGCGUGCAAGGCGCGGAAGCGGCGCGCGCGUCGUGGCGCGGGCCCGGCGACGCGCGAGACGCGCGCGCGCAGUUGGACGCGGUCACACGCGCGCGCGCGCAACUCCCGCCGCUGCGGCGCUUGGCUGACGAGCUGCACGCGCAGGCCCAAGCGCUGCAGCGGGACAAGAUACAGCUGCCCGAGCAUCUGCUGGGCAGGCUCGACGACUUGAACACAAGCAUGUUCUUCUUGCUAAAUAAUGCGCGCGCGUGCUAUUCGCUGGCUGACGAGCUGCACGCGCAGGCCCAAGCGCUGCAGCGGGACAAGAUACAGCUGCCCGAGCAUCUGCUGGGGAGGCUCGACGACUUGAACACAAGGCUGGGUGAUGAGCUGCACGCGCAGGCUCAAGCGCUGCAGCGGGACAAGAUACAGCUGCCUGAGCAUCUGCUGGGCAGGCUUGAUGACUUGAACACAAGGUUUGUCACACAACAAGCAUGUUCUUCUUGCUAA